AUGGCAACAACACAAACGAUCAAGGUUACUCUACAACGAGAUAGUUUGCAUACUGCAUGGGGUUUUCGUUUACAAGGUGGAGCUGAUUUUCGAACGCCAUUUAUUGUUAACAAACUUAUUGCUGGUAGUCCAGCUGAUGGAAAUCUUCAACGUGGUGAUAUUAUUCUUGAAAUAAAUCAAAAACCAAUUAGUUAUAUGAUUCAUGCAGAUGCACUUGAAUUAAUACAAAAAGCUGGUGGUCAAAUAGCAUUUCUUAUAGAAAGAGGAUCUCAUCUACAUCCUCAGGCACCAGUUGUACAAAAUCAACGUUCAAUGUCAGCGGUACCAUGGUCAAGUGCAAAUUCAAAUUCAAAUACAAAUACAAAUACAAAUUUAAAUACUUCUUGGUCAUCGCCCACACAUCAACUUAGUCCUAUGUCAUUUUUUCGAAAUCGACCACUGGAAAGAAUACCUGAGCCUAAACCAUUGCUUAGUCAAACAGGUAGUCCCAUGAUGCCUGGCCCAGUUCCAUCGGUAUCAACAAAGACACGUGGCUAUGUACCACAACCAUCGUUUCAUACGGAUCGAUUCAAUUCACAGGAGAAUUCGUCGUAUUCCCCAGUUCGUUUUGUUUAUCCAGGUCCAACAUAUAAUAAUCGUAGUAGAGCAAUAUCAACAACAGAAACUUAUCAGAAUUCAUAUGAUAAACCAUCAUGGAAAGAACCGUUUACUAAUGAUUCUGAUCGAUAUAUACCUUCCUAUCAGAAAAAUGUUCAAAUAAAUCCUCAUGUUCAAAAACAAUUCUAUAGUCCACCACCGACUCAAACACCACCAGCAAAUCUUAUUCAUCGUCAAUUUAAUUCACCUAUAUCACUUUAUUCAAAUGCUAAUGUACAAGAAGUUAUGAAUCAUCAUAUUACACGUAUCAAUCCUUUGAAUCAAGGCGAAUAUAUAACUGACUUUUAA
Molecule: messenger RNA, 945 nt
Organism: Rotaria socialis
Lineage: Eukaryota; Metazoa; Rotifera; Eurotatoria; Philodinida; Philodinidae
Source: the annotation of a GenBank genome assembly